Cladocopium goreaui is the source of this 2082-nucleotide messenger RNA. The record is from the annotation of a GenBank genome assembly. Lineage: Eukaryota; Dinophyceae; Suessiales; Symbiodiniaceae.
AUGUUGGAGACGGGAAGCUGCCGCGCCAAGAACGCAUCCAACGUUCUCAUGAAGAAUUUGGUGAAUGUUUGCGCUGGAACCUUGGGCUGGUGGAGCAUCGGCUGGGCACUGGCCUAUGGCGAACAACAUGGCAAUGGUUUCAUUGGAACCGACGGCUUCUUUGGCUUCGGCUUCUACACGCGCGACAAGGCCAGUGGAGUGAUCACACCUGUUGAAUGCACUGCUGAUGGCUGUCAAUCGACUAUGUUAAGCUGGUUCUUCCAAUGGGCGUUUUGUACUGCCGGUGCCACCAUCGUGAGCGGGGCAGUAGCCGAGCGUGUCAAGAGCCCCACCUAUGCUGCCUUUGCGUUCUUGAUGACAAGCUUCAUCUAUCCCAUGGUUGUGGCAUCCACCUGGGGUGGUGGCUGGUUGGCCUCACUUUACGGCGUAGGCUACAUGGACUUCGCGGGUUCAGGUGUUGUGCAUCUUACCGGUGGCAUCAGUGGACUGGUUGGCACCACCAUCUUGGGAGCCCGCACUGGACGCUUCACCAACCCAGAGGAGUUUGAAUGUCACAACCUGCCAUUGGUUGUGUUGGGCACCUUUGCUCUUUGGUUCGGCUGGUAUGGCUUUAACCCGGGCUCCACCUUGACCAUGAAGUCCGGCAGCGAUGGUGCUCUGGCUGCACAGGUGGCCAUGAACACCACCUUAGCUGCAGCCACUGGGGGCAUCACCGUGUUUUUGCUGCGCUAUGUCAUCACGCACAAGUACGAUGUGGGCGCCCUGUGCAACGGCAUCCUGGCGGGGUUGGUGUCGAUCACCGCGGGCUGCGGAAACAUGGAGAGCGGAAGUGCCUUUGCCACCGGCUUGAUUGGAGGCUUUGUGUACCAGGCAGCAUCCAUGCUGCUCCAAAAGCUCCACAUUGAUGACCCGGUGGAUGCCAGUCCGGUCCACGGCUUUUGUGGAGCCUGGGGACUCAUUGCAGCAGGCCUCUUCGACUGGGGUCGUGGCAUUGACCAGUACCAUGGCUGGAGUGGAUUCGGGUGCAUGGAGAAGGAUGAUGGUGGCUGCCAGACCGGCAUUGGUGGCACUGCCAUUGGGGUCCAAAUCAUCAUGGUCCUGUCCAUUGUGGCAUGGGCCGGCACCCUGUCCGGUGUUGGUUUCUUCCUGUUGAAGGUCACUGGGUUGCUGCGCUAUGGCACUCAUUUGGAAGAAGUGGGCAUUGAUUCCCAUCACCACUCUCCACCAAAGGCCUAUGCUUUGGGACCUCAAUCUCUUUCCCCGUCCAGGGUUUAUGCCAACAUGAACUCGGAAGAAUCUGGAGAAGCAAGCAAGUUUAGUGGCCGUGUCUCAAGCAUGCGGCCCUUAGCCUUAGAGGCCUUAGACAACACUUUUCCGGUGCCCCGCGGCUUCUUCCAUUGGUUCCAUCGGAGCCAGCCAGGCCCUUCACGGACCUACAGUGCAGCCGUGGCGCGAAACGAGCACUGCCAAGUGGCGCCACAAUUCUUGGAGGAUUUGGGCAUCUCAGUGAUACUGAACUCCAGCCUCGACAGCAGUGAUCCCAACUGGCAAGGUCUUGCUGAUAACUUGGGCUCCGCUCAGCCAGAUCUUCUCCUGGUUUGUUUGGAUGACCUGGCAGUUCAGAGGCUACUGACAGUGAUGAAGACCAUGGGUGGAGGAGGCUUUUUCCCCAAGGCCUUGUUGCUGCCAACGCUGGAUGUGGCCAGAUCUGAUCUUCCAGAGCUGACCUGGUCCAUUGGAGCUGAUUGCUGGCUGGAGGGUGGCCCCCUGACCUUUAGGCCAAGUUACAGCAAAGCUCAGUUUAUCCAAGACUAUCAACGACAAUUCUAUGCUUCACCACCGCUUGCGGCAGCUGAAGCCUAUGCGGCCGCCGAGCUCAUGGUGUUGGCAUUGGAAGGUGGUUCUGCGAUGGCUUCCUAUCCAACAGUGAACACGGUGCUGGGCCGCCUCGAUAUGUCAUCCACCACUCCAUUGACAUGUGCAACGGUUCAGCUCCUGCCAGCGGUCAGCGCCGGUUUUCCGCGUGUGGUGACUGUUGGUCCGGACACGUACCAGGCGAAGGUGGGCGGAUGUGGUUUGUGA